Messenger RNA from Lactuca virosa, 1789 nucleotides. NCBI's taxonomy places the organism in Eukaryota, Viridiplantae, Streptophyta, Magnoliopsida, Asterales, Asteraceae. The record is from the annotation of a GenBank genome assembly.
AUGGGAUUGGGUAGCCUUCUUCCUCCCACAGUUGGGCCACCGAUAAAACGGCGUGCAGGGCUUCGGAGGAAACAGGCAGGUAGAGUGUACAUUAACAUAGUGAGGAAGAAGAAGAAAAAGAAGAUGAUGAUGAUGGGUGGUGUGGAAUUACACCAAGAGCUGAAGAAUCUGUGUGUGAACAGUGACUGGAAGUAUGCUGUUUUUUGGAAACUCAACCAUGGAGAUCAAAUGAUUUUGACUUGUGAAGAUGUGUAUUGCAACACGGUCGACGACAGUUAUGCAAAUAAUCUUGUUGAAUUAGCAAUUGUAAAGAUGUCUUAUCGCGUAUAUGCCAUCGGAGAAGGGAUCAUCGGGCAGGUUGCAGCUACGGGUAAACAUGUAUGGAAAUCCGGGCAUCAACUAGUCAACAGCCCGUAUUCUUUAGACGGGCAUUUUGAUGAAUGGAAAACACAGUUUACAUCCGGGAUCAGGACUUUUGCUGUGAUGGCUGUUGCUCCAUUCGGGGCCAUACAACUUGGCUCUUUAAAAACCAUGGCUGAGGAUUUGAAGCUCGUGAACCAUAUUGAAGAGAUCUUUUCCCACCUACAAACUUCUUUAAUGGUGUCGACAUCAACUGACUCUUCUCCUUGUGUGACAGAAUUAUCUACAAAUUCAGGGCAUGUAAACAAUCACGAUAGACAUAGAACAAUAAACAACAGAUGGAAUAUGUCCGAUUUCAUCUGCAAUGAUCAAAAUCAAAACCUGUUCAUGCCCACAACUUCUGAAACCGAAACCGAAGAGUCACUCAAGUUUCCUGCUGGAUGCGAGUUAUACGAAGCACUGGGACCCGCGUUUUGUAAGCAGAAACAUAGUUUCAAUUGGGACACAGUGACAACAACAACAACAACCGAGACCCUAACUUUUGACAAGAUGCCUGAAGAAACAAGCAGUAGCAAAAUAUCUGCCUCUCAACAUCUUUUGGAAGCAGUUGUUGCCAAAGGCAGAUCAACCAGUGGUUCAGGUUGUUACUCAAUUGACAUGACAAGAAACUUGGAAGCAUCAUACAAAAAGGUAGAGGGGUCACAUGAACAAGUGGUUAAGGUCGGGAAAAAACGAGCCAGACCUCGGCCCAGAGAUAGACAGAUGAUUCAAGAUCGUAUUAAGGAACUCAGGCAGCUUGUUCCCAAUGGAUCAAAGUGUAGUAUUGAUUCGCUUUUGGAACAAACAAUAAAGCAUAUGCUUUUCAUGCAAUGUGUCACCAAGCAUACUCAUAAAAUCAACAAAUCUGCUGACUUCAAGUUGAUUGGAAAGGAAAAGCAGGGUUCGAGUUGGGCAAUGGAAGUAGGGGAUGAACUGAAACUGUGUCCGAUAAUUGUGGAAAAUAUUGGUGUCGAUGGGCAAAUGCUAGUAGAGAUGAUGUGCGAUGAAUGUGUUGAUUUUCUGGAGAUGACAGAAGCAAUUAGGAGCUUGGGUUUGACCAUUUUAAAAGGUGUGACAGAUGUCUAUGGCGAUAAAACCUGGAUGUGUUUUGUUGUUGAGGGUGAGAAUAACAGAAACAUACAUCGGGUGGAUAUAUUAUGGUCCCUCCUUCAGAUAUUGAAUAUGAAGACGAGCACCUGAGUCUGAUAAUCUUCAUUGAGUGUUUGAUAGCUAUGAAUUUUGACUCUGUUUCUGGGAAAUUUUUUGUUCUUUUUAUUGUUAUUUAUGCAAGAUUGGUUGCUGGAAAUGAGUGAAGAUUGCUUCUUUUUCCUCUUUUGUUUGUUGUGGAUUUGUAAACUUAACUUAUGAUUGAUUAUUGUGUGGUUUGGGA